Messenger RNA from Trypanosoma theileri, 945 nucleotides. RefSeq lists its product as uncharacterized. The coding region runs from base 1 to 945 and encodes 314 amino acids. The transcript has a single exon. Lineage: Eukaryota; Euglenozoa; Kinetoplastea; Trypanosomatida; Trypanosomatidae. The record is from RefSeq and is a predicted model, not a curated record.
AUGAUGCGCCACGUGCUGUGUAUCCUCGCUCUCCUGCUCUCCUGUGCGUGUGUGCACGUCCUCGCUGAAGAAGUGCCAGCCGCCGAUCUUUCCGACCAAGUCCCUGAUACGGAGAGUGAGACAAAGAUUCUUCUUCAAGGUACUCCUGUUCAUUGCGCUGAAGGUAAUAAUAAAGAUGGUCUGCUUUGUCCAAAGGAACAAUGUAUUUCAACACAUGAUAAAUGUACUUCCCCAGGUGCGGAACCUGAACGAGGUGUUGCUGCUUCGGCGUGCACUUCUAGUAAAGAAGGACAGCAGAAACCCUGCGAAAAACCACCCAGGGAGGGGUUACCUCAAGGACAAGGAGAAGAACAAGAAGAUCCUAAUAGCAAAAUACAAUUGCAAACCAACCAAACUGGAGGUGCUCCUGCGGAUCAUGGUACACCACCAGAAGAACAAAUUAAGGUAACUUCACCGGAACAAGUAAAUGCAGAAGAUCUUCAUGUACCCAAAGGUGACUCAAGUAAACCUGGUGGAAGUGAAGUCCCUUCUCCAUCUGGUGAGGCACCUAGUGGUCCGACUGCGAUUGAAGGCCAAACUGAAAACAGCGACAAGGCGGCAGGUGGAACUCUACCGAACGAGGAGAGUGCAGGACAACAGCCUUCUACUACCUCUUCUUCUACCAAUACAGUCACAGAGAGUGUUGGUAGCUCUGAAACUUCACCUGGGAAUGACAAUACAUCUGCAGGAACUGGGUCAACAAGUAACCAAGAAGGUGAUAUGGGGAAUGCAGAAACAACACCCACUACCACCAUCACAACAACAACAACAACAACAACAACACUUCCUCCUGAACUCACAAACAACAAGAAGGGUGAUGCAGACAGCAGCAGCAGUAUCAGCAGUUCUGUGUGGGUGCGUGUACCACUACUGAUUGUGGUUACACUGGCCUGUAUUCUUGUGUGA